UAUUAACACCAUUAUCCCUCACCUUCCAGAACCAACGAAAGAGGAGAAGAAGAAAGAAGAAGAAGAAGAAGAGGAGGAGAAUAAACGAGAAGAGAAGAGGAUUCCUUCUAACGAGGUCGUCCCGCAUCCGGUUAAUGGCUCUGGCUUCGCUUCCUGUCUCCAAAAUCCUUCUUCCUCUUCGUUCAGUUUCAGUCGAACCGCAGGCGACGCAGGACCGCCGUUGGGGAGGAAGACCGCAUGCGGCGACGCCCAUCACGCCCACGACGCCCAUCACGACGCCCACGACGCAUCCGAACGAGCGACUGCGGGCGUUUCGAAACCCGGAUCGAAGCCAUCGGUUGAGAAAUCGGACGAUUCGAAGAAGAUGAUGCUGGGCGCGUUCGGAAGCCCCGCCGACGACGACGUCUUCGACUUCGAGAGUCUGGAAAGCUGCGAAGUCGUGGUCGCGCCCGCGUCCGGAAGCCUCGUCGACCCUGGCUUGGGCUUCGGUUUGGGCGUAGCGUCGCAGGAGAGGCGCGGGUGGUCGCUGACGAACGAGGUUUCGGACGCGGUCUUCAACACCUCGGCGACGUCGGAGCCGUUCAGCGACGGAUUCGGACGCGGGAGGGAGAGACAAGAUGGCGCCGAAAUUGGAAUUCGAAAUGAGCCGAAAAUUUUCGACUCGAACCAAAAUUCGGCCGAAAUUUUGGCCCAAAAUUUCGAGUUGAACCAAAAUUUGGCCCAAAAUUUCGAGUCGAUCCAAAAUUUGGCCCAAAAUUUCGAGCCGAACCAAAAUUUGGCCCAAAAUUUCGAAGUGAACCAAAAUUUGGCCCAAAAUUUCGAGCCGAACCAAAAUUUGGCCCAAAAUUUCGAGCCGAACCAAAAUUUGGCCCAAAAUUUCGAGCCGAACCAAAAUUUGGCCCAAAAAUUCGACUCGGCCCAAAAUCUAGACCUUUUCGGCCUCCCUGUGGAAUGGAGCGAGAAAGAGGACGAAAGAUGGGAAGAGAGAGAGACCGGAAGAUGGCAACUACGAAUAGAGGAAGAGGCGGAGAGGAGACUAACGCCAAGGAACGAAAGGGAGAUAGAGAAAAUGGAGAAAGACCGACGAAUGGAGGAAGAGGAAGAAGGAAAAGAGAGACAAACGCCAAGGAACGAAAGGGAGAUAGAGAAAAUGGAGAAAGACCGACGAAUGGAGGAAGAGAGACAAACGCCAAGGACCGAAAGGGAGACAGAAAGAAACCGACGAAUGGAGGAAGAGGAGGAAACGCCGAGAAUCGCCUUCGAAUCGCAUUACGAAGGAGACGAAGAAACAGACGACAAUAAUCACACUUUCGCUCAUUCCUCUUACGACGAAGAGGAAGAAGAGGAAACAAAGAGGGAGAAAGAGCAGAAGAAGAAGAGGAAGAAGAGAAAAAGGAGGAAAAAGAGCGCCGAGAGAACGAAAGAGGGAAGUAAGAGAGAAAGCGAUAAUUCAGACAUAGAAGAAGACGUGUUUGAAGCGAAUAUGACUUUCAGAAUUGGCGGACAAAGGCUGAUAAAGGAGGGAGAUAGAGGAACAGUGAUAAACAUGAGAGGAAGUGAAAAUGUGAUAAAAAGAGGAGAUAGUGAAAAUGUGAUGAAAGGAGAUAGUGAAAAUGUGAUGAAAAGAGUAGAUAGUGAAACAGUGAUGAAAAGAGUAGAUAGUGAAACGGUGAUAAAGAGAGGAGAUAGUGAAACAGUGAUAAAAGGAACUAGAGAAACAGUGAUGAACGUAGGAGGAAGCGAAAUAGUGAUAAAGGAGGGAGAUAGAGAGACGGAGAUAAGCGUCAUGGAAAAAUUGGGAUUGAACGAAGAAGGAAGUGGCAGAAUGGCGCUAAACGUGGGAAUUGGAGAAAAACUGGUGAUAAUCGAAGGAGAAAUAGAAACAACGACGAUAAAAAACCUCAGAAGCGAAAGGGAAGAGGGAAAAUCGCCAAUAAACUGGGAAGAGAGACGAAGAGACGAAAGAGGAAUAGACAUAACCGCAAUAAACAUGGGAAUAGGAGAGAAAAUCACAUCCGAAGAAGAAGGAGAAACAGAGAAAGACGCAAUAAAGAAAGGAAUAACAAGAGAGACCCUGAGACCUGACCUCUCUUCCCUCCCUCGCACCAGCUCCUGCUCUGACCUCCCCCGUCACGUGACCCGAGAACACGAGAGGUCAACAGAGGUCAAAAUCCCUCGCCGCCACCGCAGUUUCAACGAGAAGGGAUUGGCCAAUCACAACAGCCAAGCUCAGCGACGUCAGAGGCCCCAGCCAAUCAGCAUCGACUUGGCGGAGGAGUUUAUGACGCAAGAGGGUUUGAAAAGUCCCGUUCUGACCAAUCAGAGCGAGGGUAGGGAGCGGUUAGCCAAUCAGAGCGAAGAUAGGGAGCGGUUAGCCAAUCAGAGCGAAGAUAGGGAGCGGUUAGCCAAUCAGAGCGCAGAUAGGGAGCGGUUAGCCAAUCAGAGCGAAGAUAGGGAGCGGUUAGCCAAUCAGAGCGAAGAUAGCGGUGGAUUAGCCAAUCAGAGAGACGUUGGGUUGGUUCUGGCCAAUAGGAACGCAGAGCUGGUGGAUUUCGCCAAUCAGCUUCCAGGAGAGUUUGAAUCAGCCAAUCAGCGUCCAGGAGAGUUUGAAUUGGCCAAUCAGCUUCAAGGAGAGUUUGAAUUAGCCAAUCAGCGUCCAGGAGAGUUUGAAUUGGCCAAUCAGCUUCCAGGAGAGUUUGAAUUAGCCAAUCAGAUCGCAGAGCAGGUGCAACUGGCCAAUCAGAACGCAGAAAACGUGCAGUUGACCAAUCAACUCGAGGUGCUGGAGAUUCUGACCAAUGAGGACGAAGCUAGCAUCAUCUGGACCAAUCAGAACGCAGAAGAGGAGGUUGUCGAAGUUAUAGCUAAUAAAUACGCAGGUGAGGAGCCCUCAGCCAAUCAUAGCGCCGAUAGCCCCGAUGACGUCACCGAUCCACGCCAAUUCCCACCCGAACGGACCAAUGGUGAAGCCCCUAGCGGUCAAACUAUGACGUCGAGGCAUCCUGACGUCACGGAUAUUAAUAGCAGUACCCGUCCUUGGCACUCCCCUCAGUUGCCCACUGACCGCCGCGGAGGGAGGAGCCACGCCGCCGCCGCUCCCGAGGUGCCCACGCGUACCCUGAGCAUAGCGAGUGCCCAAGAUAGUGCCACGCCCGUCGCCAUGCCUAAGGAGGCACCGCCCACGAGGGUCAAGACGCGAUCCUACGGGCGUGUGGAAGUGUUCGUUGCCAAAAUACCGGACGAAGUGCCCCCAAACAGGGCACCGAAUGCCCCAGUGCCCCAAAACAUGGCACCCAAUGCCCCAGUGCCACAUCACGUGACUUUCAGCCCCUCGGUGAAACAAGUGAACUGGCGAGAGAGUUAUUUCGAAGACGAGGAAGAAGAGGAAAAGGGAGGAAGGAGAGAGAGAGAAGAAGAAGAGGAGGAAAAGGGAGGAAGGAAAGAGAGAGAAGAAGAAGAAGAAGAGGAGGAAAAACAAAACCAAAAAGGAACGAACGAGGGAGAUAGGGAGCAAUGCGAAAGAAACGGAGGAGGAGGAGAAGGAGGAAGAGAAAGCGAAGGAGAAAACACGAUAACGAGAGUAAAGAUAGUGGAAAGCAGGAGCCCGAGAGUCCAGAGAGUCACGCCGCUGGACACGCCCCUUUCUGUGCAGACCACGCCUCCCUCAAGUCAAACCACGCCCCUUUCUGCACAAACCACGCCUCUUUCUGCACAAACCACGCCCCUUUCUGCACAAACCACGCCUCCCCCAAGCCAAGCUCCGCCCAUUUCAUCACAAGCCCCGCCCACUCUACCCCAAACCACGCCCCCUCCAUCCCAAGCCACGCCCCCUCCACCCCAAGUCCCGCCCCCUCCACCCCAAACCACGCCCCCUCCAUCCCAAGCCCCGCCCACUUCCACACAGACCCCGCCCACUUCCACACAGACCCCGCCCACUUCCACACAGACCCCGCCCACCCUCUGGCAGCGCCUGAAGCCCUCCCGCGGCGGUGGGGGGGCGGCGACCAAGCCCAAAAUCCCCCCAAAGCCGAAAUCCCUCACGUGUUCGUCGUCCUCUUCGCCCUUAUCGUCUCCGGAGGCCAAGAGGCCAAGCCACGCCUUCCUCCGGUGGGGCAGCAAGCGAAGAGCCAAUCAGAGCAAAGAACGCGAGGUCACCGGCUCCGCCUCCUCCUCUUCGUCGGCCAAUGAGAGGGCGUCUUCGCGUGACGAGGAGGUCUCGGCCAAUCAGAGGGCUUCUUCGCGUGACGUGAUGGUCUCGUCGGCCAAUGGGAGGGCUUCCUCGUCGGGCGGUGACGUCAUUGAUUCUCCAAGUGACGUGGUGGAUUCGUCGUCGUCGUUGUCGUCUUGUUGUGACGUCACGUCGUCCUUGACCAAUGAGGUUCUGGCGUCGCUGAGUGAUGUCACGCCUUCUCCACGUGACGUCACACCUUCCCCACGUGACGUCACGCCCUCACCUUCUCCACGUGACGUCACACCUUCCCCACGUGACGUCACACCGUCCCCACGUGACGUCACACCUUCCCCACGUGACGUCACACCUUCCCCACGUGACGUCACCGCCCAGCGCUUGCCAACCCUCCCCCCCCUCCCCCCCCAGCGCCCUAUGUCCUACCACGUCCAGAGGGCCAAGUUGGUGAACGCGAGACGGCAAUACUUCUCGAGGUCGGCGAGCUUGUCCUCGAACCCGACGUCGUCCUCGAACUCGACGUCGGCCUCGAACCUGACCUCGUCCUCGACCGCCCCCGAGGCCGUCAACGGGGGUCACGACGAGGCCGGAUUCUCUCCCCCGGGGUCCCCGGAGGAGGAGGCGCCGAGGGCGUCGAGGGUCAGCUCGCACUUGACCUCGUCCUCGACCUCCCUGACCUCCCAUCCGGGCCUGAGGUCGUCCUUGAACGCUCCGUCGACCUCCUCCUUGACUUCAACCUCGUCCCUAACAUCCCCUCCGACCUCGUCCUUGACAUCGCCCCCGAGCUCGUCCUCGACCUCGGACGCCCUGAGGUCGAGGCUCAGCGCCUUCUACUCGAGCACGAGGUCCGCGCGCGCGCGCCUGGCGGCCAGCACGCCCAAUCUGGAAACUUUAGAGCCGAGUUUGCGCAGAAGAGAUGGAGAUAUUGAUCCUUACGGCCUUAGGGAGGGGGAGGGGGGAGGGGGAAGGGGAGGAGGAGGAGGAGACGGAGGAGGGGGGGCGUCCGCUGCCAGUGUGUGCCAUGCCUCUCCCGGAGAAACACCUCCUUCGCCUGUCUCGUCCUUCAGUACCACCUCUCCGAGUCCCGGCUGUCCCCACGUCCCGUCACACUCCCACUCGACGUCCAGCGGCCCUCGGCCUUCGAGGAGGACCGCCGCUACUCUCCCUCGAGGUGCCGCCGACCCCCCGAAGGCCCUACUCGAGACCGACCUAGACACGGGACUCUCGAACCAAUGGCUUUACCUCCAGGAGACCAACCUCGACGCGUUCCAUAGGGACCUAAAUCUCAUCCUCGAAGGAAUACCGGUGCCCAGGAGCGUCGGCAAGAGGGCCAAGUCGUUGCUCCACCUCGAGGGAGGAGGAGAAGGCUCGAGGGACACCAUGGAGGACCAGAGGAACGCGCAUAUCCGCCCGCACGAGGAAUCGAGGGCGAAAAGUAUGGAGUUUUUGCUUUCCGAAGACAACAAAAUGGCUGUUCAGGUGAGUCUCCCCUUAAAAUUUUUUUUAUUUUUAUUUUUUUCGCCUAAUCUUUUCCCGUUUUCUUUUUCUUUUAAAGUAAUUGGCGUGUCUUUAUAA
This is a messenger RNA of Penaeus indicus, 5761 nucleotides long. Its product is annotated as microtubule-associated protein 1A-like. The transcript has 2 exons. Bases 365 to 5761 code for a protein of 1798 amino acids. The record is from RefSeq and is a predicted model, not a curated record. NCBI's taxonomy places the organism in Eukaryota, Metazoa, Arthropoda, Malacostraca, Decapoda, Penaeidae.